Molecule: messenger RNA, 830 nt
Organism: Dictyostelium purpureum
Lineage: Eukaryota; Evosea; Eumycetozoa; Dictyosteliales; Dictyosteliaceae
Exons: 1
Coding region: 61-684 (207 amino acids)
Source: RefSeq, a predicted model, not a curated record
CUUCGAACUGCCCAAGGAGGUAUUAAUACAGAAUUUAGUGAUGGUAGAAAUUUGGACGCAAUGAAAGAGCUUCUUGUUAAUAGUCCAAAUUAUACUAAUGAAAUUCCAAGGGUUGAAAUUGGUAUUUGUAGAGAUAAGGUAUACAGUUUUGAUACGAGGCGACUGUUAGCCCAUACGUUGGCCAAAGAACAAAAUCCUGGAGUAUUUAUUAGGUAUAAAAAAAUAUCGGGUGAGCAUUUGCAGAAAAGAAUCGAUAAGAUAUUUUCUCCACGUCCAUGGAAUGGAAUUGUUACAGCAAUGAGAUAUGGAGGAAAAAAUUCAGAAUCUCAACCCUAUAUUAAUCCUCCAUUAAGACCACAGCUUGAAAACAGUGUUGGGAAAGGGUUCAAAUAUUUUCCAAAUGUGCGGAAUGGGGCCGAUACAGAUCCGAAUGGAUUUCCUAUAGUUAAGAAAAAAGCUGAAAAAAUUUAUUCUUUUUUGCAAGAAAAAGAUAAAAAUGGUUCAGAAACUGCUAAGAAAAUUUUAGAGGAAACAAAAAACACUUUAAAAUCUAAAGGGCCAGAAGCUGCUCGGAAUUACCUCAUUGCUCAAAAAGAAGUGCAAUCAUUAUUUGAAAAGAAUGAUCAAAUUCAGUUUUCUUCGACUUUUGAUUUAAAAAAGCCCUUUGAUCAGGGUGCACCCUAAAAAACAAAUGAGAGGAUGGAUGCAGUUAGUGUCGCAAACAUUGCAACACAUACAUGUAUAUUAACUUUACAAUUUAUAAUAAAAUUUUAAUUUUUAAAUUUCCAAAGUAACACAAAUAAAUAUUAUUUAAUCUACUUUAAUAAAAU